Jaculus jaculus (lesser Egyptian jerboa) is the source of this 1060-nucleotide messenger RNA. Its product is annotated as dnaJ homolog subfamily A member 1-like. Gene Ontology annotation, biological process: protein refolding. The coding region runs from base 178 to 900 and encodes 240 amino acids. Gene Ontology annotation, cellular component: cytoplasm; cytosol. Gene Ontology annotation, molecular function: Hsp70 protein binding. The transcript has a single exon. The record is from RefSeq and is a predicted model, not a curated record. NCBI's taxonomy places the organism in Eukaryota, Metazoa, Chordata, Mammalia, Rodentia, Dipodidae.
CAGAGAGAAAGGAGAGGUAAAAAUGUUGUGCAUCAGCUCUCCGUAACCUUGGAAGAUUUAUAUAAUGGUGCAACAAGAAAACUGGCUCUGCAAAAGAAUGUGAUUUGUGACAAGUGUGAAGGCCGAGGUGGUAAAAAAGGAGCAGUAGAGUGCUGUCCUAACUGCCGAGGUACUGGAAUGCAAAUAAGGAUUCAUCAGAUAGGACCAGGAAUGGUUCAGCAAAUUCAGUCUGUGUGCAUGGAGUGCCAGGGCCAUGGAGAGCGGAUCAGUCCUAAAGAUAGAUGUAAAAGCUGCAAUGGAAGGAAGAUAGUUCGAGAAAAGAAGAUUUUAGAAGUUCAUAUUGACAAAGGCAUGAAAGAUGGCCAGAAGAUAACAUUCCAUGGUGAAGGAGACCAAGAACCAGGACUGGAGCCAGGAGAUAUUAUCAUUGUGUUAGAUCAGAAGGACCAUGCUGUUUUUACUCGACGAGGAGAAGACCUUUUCAUGUGUAUGGAUAUUCAGCUUGUAGAAGCAUUGUGUGGCUUCCAAAAGCCAAUAUCCACUCUUGACAACCGAACCAUAGUUAUCACCUCUCAUCCAGGUCAGAUUGUCAAGCACGGAGAUAUCAAAUGUGUGCUAAAUGAAGGUAUGCCAAUAUAUCGCCGACCAUAUGAAAAGGGACGCCUAAUCAUCGAGUUUAAGGUAAACUUUCCCGAAAAUGGCUUUCUCUCUCCUGAUAAACUCUCUUUGCUGGAAAAACUCCUUCCUGAGAGGAAGGAAGUAGAAGAGACUGAUGAAAUGGAUCAGGUAGAACUAGUGGACUUUGAUCCAAAUCAGGAAAGACGGCGCCAUUACAAUGGAGAAGCAUAUGAGGAUGAUGAGCACCAUCCCAGAGGUGGUGUUCAGUGUCAGACCUCUUAAUGGAGCAGUGAAUAUUACUUACUGCUGGCACUGCAUAUGCAGUAGUGAAUGAGUGAAGAACUGUAAUCAUAUGCUCACUACUUGCUAUUGUUUUUGUGUUAAUAUUCAACUAUAGUAGUGUUUAAAAGUUAAAUGAAGAAUAAACAAAUACAAAAGCUGA